UGGUUCUUUAUUGGGACUUAGUGUCGGUACCAAUACCAAUACCGAUACACAACGUCGUCAAUAACAUUUUUCUCGCUGCAUGCUCCAUUGCUCACGCCAACUUUGCUGGCGACUUUCGUCUCAGCGAUGGCAUACACGGCAAAUGUCGCGAGUCGUCCGUCUCAGAGGCAACGAAGGCCAGGGGAUUCGUAUCAUCUCUGAAGGCGCCGACCGCAAAGUUACCCCACGGCCCGCCUAUGGCGAAGAGCUCCUCAGCGUCCCCAUUCCUUACGGACCCGACUUCCUCAAUGUACGCAUCGGCCAGGUGAUUCCACGAGAAGAUGAGACGACGUUUCGAGUGGACCAUAACGACUACUUGAGUGUCAAGAUACUCCGCAAGUUGGGCAUUGGGCACCAUGCGAGCGUUUGGCUUGGGCGUUCGGACCAGUGGAGGAAUAAGGAACGAGAACGGGAGUCAGUAUUUCGCGGUCAAGGUCUUUUCCAUACAGGGCUCCCUUGACGUUGGGCAGCACGAACUGAGGAGGCACGAGAUAAUGAAGAGGAAAGCGGGCAAUCAUCCAGGAUCGCGACACAUUGCCCUCAAUUGCUGGAGCGUCGUGCUGGCGGAACCGUUCAGUCGCCUCUUGCAUCUCCUAGGCGACCAGGGAACAAAGCAACGAUGGCCCGUAAAUGUAUGGCAGAAACUUUUUCGUGACAUGCUGCUCGCUCUCGACUUUCUUCACUCCGAGUGCGGUCUUGUCCAUGGAGAUAUCAAAGGAGAUGACAUAUUGGCAGACAAUGCAUUGAAUGACGACCAGUUAAAGGAACUGUUGGACAAGGAACCGAUUGAGUUCGGCGAAUCGACAACGUUUCGUGACAACUUGUACAACCGCGAUUUCAAGGAUACCUCCAGCGUGUACCACAAGGUUCAGCAACCCAUGCAAAUGCCUUUAAUGACGCAAUUGGAUCCUUCUAUGAACUUCAAAUUAUGUGAUUUCGGGGCUUCCAUUCCCACCACAUCCCUGCGUCGUCGAGCCCCAGAACUCGUUCUAGGUCUUCCUUGGGACGAGAAAAUCGAUAUCUGGACACUGGGAAUUAUAAUGCUUGAGACCCUAACGUAUAGGCCCGUAUUCCGCGGGCCAUUCGAUAGAUUCCAAUCGUUUAAAAACAAAAAGACCAUGGAAGAGGCAGAAAAGUACAAUGUCCAGGACCAUCUCUUUGCCAUGACGCUUUUCAGUGGAGAGGACAAACAGUUUCCCCGGUGGAUGAUUGAGGCCUCACCCAAGGGUAAGGAGUAUUUCAAUGCCGACGGGAAGCUGAAAUCCGGAUCCUGGAAAUCUGUGCUCCCGGAGGGGCUUGUACAGACCGCCCAACACAUGACGAAAAAUGUGAUAGCGACAGAGAUUGUCGGCCAUGAAAUUCUGUCUACUCAGGCCCCCAUGGUCGGCGUGGAUAAAGACUUGGUAGGGAUCAUUGAACAGUGCUUUACGUUGGAUCCUAAGGAGAGACCAAGCGCAAAAGAGUUGUUACAGCAUGACUUUUUCAAGCGUUCUGCUGCUGCUGAUGGUGACGGUGAUGGUUUUAUCCAUCACCUUGUAUCCAGGGCAGAAGGCUCUGAGUGAAUCCGAUGUGGUUGUUUCUCUAAUCCUCCAUACCUUGAACCCUUACUUUGAACAAGACGCCCUUCAUCCUAUGUUACAACCUGUCCGUAAACAGAAGUGAAUUAACAAGCAUGGAUUUUGAAG
Desarmillaria tabescens is the source of this 1724-nucleotide messenger RNA. RefSeq names its product kinase-like domain-containing protein. The transcript has 7 exons. The record is from RefSeq and is a predicted model, not a curated record. The coding region runs from base 396 to 1601 and encodes 401 amino acids. Gene Ontology annotation, molecular function: ATP binding; protein serine/threonine kinase activity. Gene Ontology annotation, biological process: peptidyl-serine phosphorylation; peptidyl-threonine phosphorylation. NCBI's taxonomy places the organism in Eukaryota, Fungi, Basidiomycota, Agaricomycetes, Agaricales, Physalacriaceae.